UUAGUUCUUGGUUUUAUUCAGAUGUGAAAAUGCUUCUUACUAUAUUAUCACUGUGAGGUAUACUUUAUGCCAAGCAGAGAUAGAAGAAAGUUCUGAAACUUAAACAAUAAUUCUGUUGUUUGAAGUUUAUUUUUAAAACAUGGAGGAAGGAGAAGAGCUUGAUGUUGUGGUUUCUAACAGAUACUCAAUUUUUUUUAUCAGGCACAUCAAUUGUUUGAGACAUUAAGAUGUGAAGAGUAAGUUCCCUUUCUCACAUUUUUAUCUGGAAUCCAACCUCCCAUCCAAUGCAAAAAUCAAAGGAGGCUUUCUUCUCUAACAGUAUGUCUUAGCAGAGGUCAUCGUGCUGCCAGUCUUGGCUGCACUGUGAUGUGUUGAGGAGUGGUGAAUGUCAUCUGACACUUAAUCUUCAUCUGCACCUUCCUCUGCCUCUUCUGAGCACUUACAGGGAGGUAGGCUGGGCUCUUGCUCUAAGACUGUGUUGGGCCAAAGACUCAAUGCACAAAUGGGCUGCAGAGUUUAAAACUCCCCUAUGAGGCAGCAUUUGCUCUUGUUCUUAUGCUGUGUGAUUGUGCUGUGUAUGGCACUCUCCCAUUUCCUCAAAAACAAACCUUUUCCUGACCUGCCUUCUGGUGUAGCCUCUCAUAUGAAACAAGAACUUUCUGACAGAGCAAUUUGAUUUGGGAAGAUGGAUCAUUUUAGUGGUGGUAAAACCAUUAGCUUUCAUCUCUUGACCUUCACCCUCUUUUAGUGCAUGCAGCCAGCAGCUGCACACUCCCACUGCUGCUUGUGCACUUUGGGAAUUUAAUUGAACUUAUUGCUAUAAUAUAUUUUGUUGCUGAUUUGGGUAUUGGGAAGCAAAGAAGAUAAACAUUAAAAUAUUUUUCCUUCCCCUUUCCCAGGCUCAACUGCACUCCAGACACAUCUCCUCCCCUCUUGUUAUCUCCACAGGUUAUACUCAGUUCCUUUGGUGAGGCAAUGAGUGGCACAGGGGUUUGGGGUCAAGACAUCGUGGUUUCCCGCUGCUGCUCCUUGUUUCUCACCCUUUUCUUCCACUGCUGCUUCCUUCUUACUAAUUUCCUCUACUCCACUAUGGUCAUUCUGUGGGCCACAAUCUCUUUGGUGUUGUGGCUGCUCAGUUAUGGAGCACCUCCAACUCAUUCUCUUGUUUCUCUCCUUGUCACAUUCCCUCCUUGUCCCCUCUGGCUGCCAGUUAAUUUUCUUUUAUAGGCCCAAGUCAGACCAGAGAAGUGGUGCAAAAUAGAACCUGAAGUUCAAAAAAAGACAUAUAUAUAUUAAUGUAUUUCACUAAAAAAAAAGAUAUCCUGAAACUUUUUGGUGCAAAAUUUGAAAAGGCAGCUUGCAUUUAAAACCAGCAGAAAUGGUUGGUGGCUUAAAACUGCUUUCACAACACGGCUGGUUCUUGUCUAGGUUCUUAGUUGAGAGAAUAUACAUAAAUAAUGUAAGAGGUAAUUACUAUUUUACAGCAGUUUUGUGGUAAAUGCUGAGGAAAUUCUGCAAAAUAUGCCUCUGAAAGACUUGGCUGGAAAGAGCUAUGGCACAGACUAGAUUUUGUCAGCAAUGAGAAGCUCUGAGCUGAAAAACACAGAGUUCUGUUCCUGUAGGAUGCAACAGCAUGCCUUGGAGCUGCUCAGAAAGUGUUUGGCAGAUCAUCAACUACAGCUUGUCUGAAUCUGUGCUGAGGGCUGCAGUCAAUGCUCUAGAGCUGGGCAUGGGCUACAGACAUGAGCCUUGAAGCAGAACUCUGAAAUUCCUUCAAACUUUUAUUUUGAGGUCUAGUUUGCUCCUUACACUGAGCUAACCAGAAGGUUCAGAUAAAAGCUCAAAGUCCACUGCAGUCUGUGUGGGACAGAUGAAGGAUGUGGAAUUUUGCCCUAGAUUCAUCCUACCAUGAUGCCAGUGACAGAAUUGUUAGAAGGUGCCAUAGAUAAAAGGAAUCUCUUUGAAUGCUUAAACCCCACAUGUUUUGGACAAUAGUUAAAAUAUUUAAUUUUAUUUAUUUUAGUGUAAAUCACCCUCUUUUGUGCAGAAUGAAGAGACAUGCUAGCAGUUUACUAUACCUAUACUCUCAAAAAAAUCCCUAGGCAAAACACUUCCCUAAAAUCAGCUAUUUAAUGCAACCCCUUUGCCAGCCCUUUGCUGUGGGAACUCAGUCUUUCUUUCAUUUCUGAAACCAGACAGAUUCUUGUUUUGUGUGUGGAACUGAAUUUCUAGGAUUCAAGUCUUGAUAUCUAAAUAAUGAGCUUUCCUGACCACGACGUGCUGGGCCAGGCUUUUGAAGAUGCUCUAGAAGUGCUGCAGCAGCACUCUGACAGAGAAAUGCAGUGUCCACCAGGUUAUAAAAACUGCCUGACUGUGAUCAACCAUCACCACCACCUCCAAGCAAGUCCCAGUUACUGUGCAGCACCAUCUGGGGAGGAGCAAGGGUAUAGCUGGAGAAACGUGAUUAACAGUGCAGCGGAUUUUUAUGCAGAUGAGACUGUCUACCAUACACUGCAGAAUACUCCAGAAAGUCAAGUGAUGCAUGCUGCUGCUGGCCAGCCAAAAGCAGGGAAAGGUAGAAAAAAGCUUCGACUAUUUGAAUACCUCCACGAGUCUCUCUAUGAUCCAGCUAUGGCAAACUGCAUCCAGUGGGUGGAUAAGCCAAAUGGUGUCUUCCAGUUUGUCUCCAAAAACAAGGAGAAACUUGCAGAACUGUGGGGAGAAAGAAAGGGAAACCGCAAGAUCAUGACAUACCAGAAAAUGGCCAGAGCACUGAGGAAUUAUGGAAGAACAGGUGAAAUCAUUAAGAUCCGUAGGAAGCUGACAUACCAGUUCAGUGCUGUUGUUUUGAAGAGACUCGCUCCAUCUUAUUUCUUGGGAAAAGAAACAAUUUAUCAUCCCUACAUUCAGUCUAAUCAAGAAUAUCAGUGUGCAGAUGACUGGACCAGUUACAAUAAUUACAUGUACAACAAUGGUUAUGCAUUACAGCAUGCUAACAGCUAGACUUACCUGUCACAUGAACAGGCCUUUGUUAUCCAGCAAUCCUUUCCAGCACAGAAACUCUUCUCUCUACAUGGCUUUUCCUUUAAGAUAUCAUAAAAACACAUGAUGAGGAAGGGUUAAAAAAUUAUAUUGGCCUAUGGUUUUUUUUCAUUUUGAAGUUAGUGAUAUGCAGUCAUUGCGUCUUGAGGAAAUCUAGCAGCUAUAGAACACAUUCUAUUCUCCAUGAUGCUAGUCAAAGGAAUUACUGUAGUUUCAAGCUGAUCUAUUCAAGAAUAGGUUCAAUGCUUUUGUCUGUUAGUGGACAUUGAAGAUCCCAUUGUGACAAUACUCACUGUAAGUUUUAUGCAUAUCUACAAUCAGAAUUUAAGUGAUAUUGUACCACAGCUGCUGCAUCUCUAAGCUAGAAAGGGAAGAGAUUUGCCAACUGCAUGAAGCUGCUGUCUGCUGUUUUCACCGAUGUUCUUUAUAAAAGGACAUUUUCUGAGUGAAUGCCUGGCUGAAUGAUAGAGUCCACAUGAGGGUGCACCUGUUGACCAACUUGUUAAUGCUUAAUCACUUAAAUUAACAUAUCUUAGCACAGAUCCUGACAUGUGGUAUUAGGAUUGCCAGGUGCACAUUAUACUGUUGGCAGUGGAUUCAUUGGGACCAUGAGAGAGUUAAUAAAGGAUUUGUGCUUUUGAUUAAUUUUUUAUUAAGUUUUGUACGGUUCUUCCCCCACUAAUAUGAGGAGCUCCACUUUUAUCCAGCAGUUCUGUACUGACCUAAAAGACAUAUCUUUGCCAUUUAUUUUAGGUGCUAUAACUUUAUAAAUAAAAUUUCACUUCUCCAGCUCUUUUUCUAAAUGGGAAUAUAGCUGAAAGGCUCAGUAAUUUUACAUUCUCUUCCUGGGGAAGAAGAACUAAAUUUAGGCAAAAAGAGAAUAGUGGACCCUUAUGUCAGGAUAAGACCUAUAAAUCUACUUUUUCUCAUACCUGACUACUUUUUCUGUUACCUGACCAGCUUGUAUCUUCACAUGAGUUGUCUUUUGUGCUGAAAUAUUUCCAUUCAAUUGCGUUCAAUUCCAACUUCUGCAUUUUGCAGUGUGUAGGCUUGGAUAUUAAUAAAGACAGAAAUAAUUUCUGUGGAGAGCUAUAAAUGGUGGGCUGAUAUGUUUGAUGAAACUCAUUGACUCUGAUAGUUGCCCUUUGCUCUGACUCCUGUUCACUUGUAAA
Molecule: messenger RNA, 4214 nt
Organism: Passer domesticus (house sparrow)
Lineage: Eukaryota; Metazoa; Chordata; Aves; Passeriformes; Passeridae
Gene: SPIC
Product: Spi-C transcription factor
Exons: 6
Coding region: 2257-3003 (248 amino acids)
Biological process (GO): regulation of transcription by RNA polymerase II; cell differentiation
Cellular component (GO): nucleus
Molecular function (GO): sequence-specific DNA binding; DNA-binding transcription factor activity, RNA polymerase II-specific
Source: RefSeq, a predicted model, not a curated record